This is a messenger RNA of Platichthys flesus (European flounder), 1708 nucleotides long. It is a transcript of the gene cdca5, whose product is annotated as cell division cycle associated 5. Lineage: Eukaryota; Metazoa; Chordata; Actinopteri; Pleuronectiformes; Pleuronectidae. The transcript has a single exon. The record is from RefSeq and is a predicted model, not a curated record. Bases 147 to 935 code for a protein of 262 amino acids.
GUUGUUCACGUCACCGGAAGCCACGUCACUUCUUCGCGACCGAGGCGGGCGAUUUGAGCGGAUCCGCCACGAUCCCCCGGACACGGACGGUUUCUUCCUCGAUUUUAACACGAUCACCCCGGCUGUGAUCCCCGGUGAAGGUCGGUAUGCAGGGUGGGACACCUCGAAGCGUCAUGUCGGAGUCCAACAAGCCGAGCGACCCGCUGAGGAGACGCUCUCCGCGGCUGAGUUCUCCUCCUCCUCCUCUUCAGGCCAGCUUGAAAACAGACAAUAAAAUGGCGGCCGCGUCUUUAGCCGUCAAACGCCGGAUAACAGUGAGGAAGAUCGCUCCCAGGAAAACCACCGCGCCGUCGGAGCACGACAAGGAGAACACCCCGAGGCCGGAUGGAGACCUCCAGCAGAAGGUGUCCACCCCGGGUCCCAACCCGGACCACGGCAGCUCCUCCACGGCUAAGAAGAAGAAGAACCAGAAGGCCACUCUGCCUUCGCCGAUCCUCCCUCCAUCCCCGCCGCCCUCUCGGCCCCAGGAGUCGGACCCAGACGCCGCGGUGUGGUCCCAGAAAGUGCGCCGGUCCUACAGCCGACUCAGCGACCGGUCACUCAACAGCCCCGACCCCCGUGAGACUCUCUUCGGCUUCGAGAAGCUGACGACCCCCGAGGUGGGCCCGAGAGGGCGGCGGUGUCAACCGGGUCUGGAGGCCUCCGGGUCGGUCACCGGUCUGAACUCCUUCACGUCCCUGCUGCUGCUGGAGGCGGAGGACGGGGGCGCAGCUCAGCCCGAGCCGGACCAGAACAUCCCCGGCGUGACCUUGGUGAAGGAGAAGAGGAGGAGGAGGAAGGUGCCGCAGAUCGCCACCGUGGAGCUGGAGGCGAUGGCUGCGGAGAUGAACGCAGUGUUCGAGGAGGCGGAGGAGUUCGAGCUGGUGGUGGAGUGAAGGAUUCAGACUUAAAGACUGGAGGAAUCCCAUGUUGAGUGUGUCUGAGUGUGUGUCACUGACAUGCUGAGAAAAGACAAACACUCUGGACUGUUUUUGUAUAUUUCUAGUUUUCUAUUUUGUAAAUUUGUUGAUUCUUUGGUGUUUAUCUGUUUGGUAUUUUCAUUUAAAAGCUCUUGAUGUUGUUGUUUAGGUCGUUUUGUGCAUAUUACAUGUGUAGGUAGACCAGUAAGGUAUGUUCUUUCCCCCCCAGUACAAUUAAAGCCUUUACACUGAUUAUCUUUUGAAGAUGCAGUAAUUGAUUGGUUAGUUAAUUUGACAACUCAUUUAAAAAUUACUUUAGAUUGGAUAAUGGUGAAAUUGGUCCUUUGCUUGUGUAGAAAAAACAUAGAGAGGAAAUCUUUUUGGUGUUCCACAGAUUAUAAAUGUAUGUGGAGGCUGUAGAGAUAUGAAGAUCAUAACUUUCUUUUUCAUUACUGGUAUGAUCUGAACAUUAUAAAUUAACAGAUAAUUUCUUGUGUUUCUACCAAUGUUGAUCGAAGACGCAUUAUGUAUCUACUUUCAUUUCCACUGCAGAAAUGUGAGAAGUACUUCAGAAUCUUCAAACCAGAUUGCUCAACUUAAAUAAUGUGUUUACUCUCACAUUCACCUGAGUAUGAGAAUCACAAUAGGACAUUAAGACUUCACCUGUCAAUGUUGUUUUCUGUCUUAUCUUGAAGAUAAUCAGUUUUGAUCCUUGAUUGACUAUUCGUGUAAAUAAAUAAUCAAAUUCA